AUGGCUGCUCCCACGGAGGACAACGAGGAACUGGUGCAAGAGGAUUACUACGCUUGGUUAAAUGUUGACAGAAAGGCCACUAUUGAUGAGAUUAACAAUGCAUUCAGGCGACUUAGCAAGAUUUAUCAUCCAGACAAGCACCAUGGUGAACCAAAUAAAAAGGAAGCUGAAAUAAUGUUCUCUAAAAUCAAAAAGGCUCAUGAAGUUUUAUCUGAUAAACAUACCAGAACAAUCUAUGAUAUUUAUGGUGAAAAAGGUUUGGAGUGUGGAAUGGAGCUUGUUGCUAAGACAAAAUCCCCUGCUGAGAUCAUUGCUGAGUAUGAACGGAUACAGCGGGAACGAGAAGAGCGACGGCUACAGCAAAGAACCAAUCCUCGGGGUACAAUAACUAUUGGUAUUGAUGCUACAGACAUGUUUGACCAUUAUGACCUUGACCCAGAUAAUGAUUCUUUUAUUCCAUACUUUGAAAUGGCGGACUACCGCGUAACGUGGGAUAAAAAAAAGGAGAAUGAAUUGAUUGACUUCUUUGAAGCGCACCCUUGUCUCUGGGAUCACAAUCACAUCGACUACUUCAGAAGAGAUGUACGUGAUGCACUUAUGAAAGAACUUAGUAAUAGAUUGGGAUGUGAUCGUUCUGGCCAAAUUUACACAGAAACACAUAUAAAAAGGCGGUGGAAAAAUAUCCGUACAACUUAUGCACGAGAGUGUCGAAAAUCUGAAAAUAAGUCUGAUACCAAUCCUGAUAAUCAAUAUGUCUCCAAGUGGGCUUUCAUUGACAGACUAGGGUUUGUCAAAGAUUUUAUCAAAGCAAGGGCUCCUAAUAAUUACAUUAACUUUAACUCGAAUUUAUCAUCCUCAACUGCUGACCAUUCUGAAAACUUCCAGACACUUUCAGAUGAUGAUAUUGACAGAGAGGAAGAAGAGGAGGAUGAUGAUUUGGUUGCAGAAGUGAUUUCUAUUGCUGAAUCUUAUAACAAUGAAAAAGUUUCAUGGAACAAAGAGAAAGAAAAUGAACUUAUAUCUUUUUUUGAAAGUAAUCGGUUCCUGUGGGACCAUUCUCAUCCAGAUUAUUUUAAUAGAGAUCUCAGAGAUUGCAUGAUUAAAGAAUUGAGCAAUAAACUUGGCAAGGACCAAAAUGGACAAUCCUAUUCAGAAACAUUCAUUAAGCAAAAAUGGAAAAAUCUACGAACUACUUAUGCUAGAGAAUUGAAAAAGAUGGAACGUCACAAAAUUCAUUAUCGUGAAGCUCCCUAUGUAUCUCGUUGGGCACACACAGAACGACUUUGUUUUCUCAAAGAUUGUCUUAAAGCUCGGGGACAGUCAAGAAAUAUUGCACAUUUGCAGAACAGUGCAGAUGUAUGUCAGGCUUAUUCCCUUUCUGAUGACUCGGAUGGUGAUAAUGAUUCUAUUACUUGGUCAUCUGAACCAUAUGUAGAAGAAACUGUGGCAGUUAAUGAACCAAAAUCAUUGAUAUUUAAAUACAAGUUUGUAAUUUUUCAUAUUGACAAUUUUAAUUUUGAAACCUUUUUUCUUCUUUUUUUUUUCUUCUUUUGUUUUUCUUUUUUUUCUUCUUUUUUUUCUUCUUUUGUUUUUCUUUUUUUUCGUUUUUUCUUUUUCUUUCUUCUUUCUUUUUUCUUCUUUUUUCUUCUUUUUUUCUUCUUUUUUCUUUCUUUUUUCUUUUUUCUUUCUUUUUUCUCUCUUCUCUUUUCUUUCUCUCUUCUCUUUUCUUUCUCUCUUCUCUUUUCUUUCUCUCUUCUCUUUUCUUUCUCUCUUCUCUUUUCUUUCUCUCUUCUCUUUUCUUUCUCUCUUCUCUUUUCUUUCUCUCUUCUCUUUUCUUUCUUCUCUUUUCUUUUCUUUUUUCUCUUUUCUUUUUUCUCUUUUCUUUUUCUCUUUUCUUUUUCUCUUUUCUUUUUCUCUUUUCUUUUUCUCUUUUCUUUUUCUCUUUUCUUUUUCUCUUUUCUUUUUCUCUUUUCUUUCUUUCUCUUUUCUUUCUUUCUCUUUUCUUUCUUUCUCUUUUCUUUCUUUCUCUUUUCUUUCUUUCUCUUUUCUUUCUUUCUCUUUUCUUUCUUUCUCUUUUCUUUCUUUCUCUUUUCUUUCUUUCUCUUUUCUUUCUUUCUCUUUUCUUUCUUUCUCUUUCUUUCUUUCUCUUUUUUCUUUCUCUUUCCUCUCUUUCUCUUUUCUUUCUUUCUUUUCUUCUCUUCCUUUCUCUUUUCUUUCUUUUUCUUUUCUUUUCUUUUUCUUUUCUUUUUCUUUUCUUUUAUUUUCUUUUUCUUUUCUUUUCUUUUCUUUUCUUUUUCUUUUUUUUUCUUUUCUUUUCUUUUUCUUUUCUUUUCUUUUCUUUUCUUUUCUUUUCUUUUUCUUUUCUUUUCUUUUCUUUUCUUUUCUUUUCUUUUCUUUUCUUUUCUUUUCUUUUCUUUUCUUUUCUUUUCUUUUCUUUUCUUUUCUUUUCUUUUCUUUUCUUUUUUUCUUUUCUUUUCUUUUCUUUUCUUUUCUUUUUUCUUUUCUUUUCUUUUCUUUUCUUUUCUUUUUUCUUUCUCUCUCUUCUUUUCUUUCUCUCUUUUGUAA
Acanthosepion pharaonis is the source of this 2565-nucleotide messenger RNA. The record is from the annotation of a GenBank genome assembly. NCBI's taxonomy places the organism in Eukaryota, Metazoa, Mollusca, Cephalopoda, Sepiida, Sepiidae.